AUGAAAUAUAAUAAUACAUUGUUCAACAAAUUUCUCAAUACUAUUAAUAACAAUACAAACAAUAACAGCAACAACAACAACAAUAAUAGCAACAACAACAACGCAAACAAUCAUAUCACCGUUAAUACCGACAGCAGCACAAAAGAUAAACCUAGUGAUAUAAAGGUAGUGCCUCCACCAACAUCGUCUAUUACCAAUAUGGCUGCUGUUAUAAAUAAUACACCAGUAUCAAGUUCAAUCGUGACAUCCACUCGUUUUACUGAUGAAUAUGAUCUUAAAGAAGAGCUUGGCAAAGGUGCAUUUUCAAUCGUCCGACGAUGUAUUCAAAAAAGUACGACACAAGAAUUUGCUGCAAAAAUUAUCAACACGAAAAAGUUAUCAACACGAGAUCAUCAAAAACUUGAACGAGAAGCUCGAAUUUGUCGACAGUUAAAACAUUCAAAUAUUGUUCGCCUUUAUGACAGUAUCGCUGAAGAAGGUUUUCACUAUCUCGUUUUUGAUCUAGUCACCGGUGGUGAACUAUUCGAAGAUAUCGUUGCUAGAGAGUUUUACAGUGAAGCAGAUGCCAGUCACUGCAUCCAACAGGUUCUUGAAGCCGUACGGCAUUGCCAUGAAAAUAAUAUUGUACAUAGAGAUUUAAAACCUGAAAAUCUUCUACUUGCCAGUAAAACAAAAGGAGCAGCUGUCAAACUUGCAGAUUUUGGUCUGGCAAUUGAAGUCACUGGUGAACAAACACAAUGGUAUGGUUUUGCUGGUACCCCAGGAUACCUCAGUCCUGAAGUGCUCAAAAAAGAACCGUAUGGCAAACCAGUAGAUAUUUGGGCUUGUGGUGUUAUUCUUUACAUCCUUCUUGUCGGUUAUCCGCCAUUUUGGGAUGAAGAUCAACAUCGACUAUACAAUCAAAUUAAAGCAGGAGCUUAUGAUUAUCCAUCACCUGAAUGGGAUACAGUGACGAUAGAAGCCAAGCGUUUAAUCGAUUCAAUGUUAAAUAUCAAUCCUAGCAAACGUAUUAGUGCUGCAGAUGCCUUGAAACACCCAUGGAUUUACCAACGUGAACGAGUCGCUGGUACGAUCCAUCGACAAGAAACGGUUGAUUGUUUGCGUAAAUUCAAUGCACGUCGAAAAUUAAAGAAGAAGGAGGACAAGGAGAAGAGGCAGCAGAGUAUGUUUUUUGUUGUAUUCUGUUUAAUUUGUUUUAUUGGAGCUAUUCUAUCAACAAUGUUUGUUAAUCGUACAUUGAUACCAAAUUCAGCGGUAUUUGCUGGAACCUCAGCAGCAACCAAUGGAAAAAAGUCAACAGUGCCAACGACCGGCAGUGGAACAUCCCCGGUUACAACUUCUGCUUUAGCGUCAGUUUUUGCUAUUGGAGGUAAUCGUCGACCGACAACACAAAGUGAUAAUAGUGCGAUCAAAGAAUCUGCAGAUAGUAAUAGUGCAACAAUCGAUGAUGCUAAUGAUCUCGAACGAGUUGAUCGAAUAAGUGGAAAAAAACCUUUUCCAUCUUCGACAAAACCGUCCAUGUUAACUUUGACUUCACAAGCAACGAAAGUAACGAAUUUAAAUUCGGAGAUCACUAAAGUAACCGAACAAUUAUUACAAGCUAUUGCUAACAGUGACUAUGAUAUGUAUAAAACAUUAUGUGAUCCAAAAAUCACAUGUUUUGAACCGGAAACCAUUGGCAAUCUUGUGGAAGGAUUGGAUUUUCAUAAAUUCUAUUUUGAUACAGUUUUAUCAACUAAACCGAACAAACCAACAAUUAACUGUACGAUGCUAACGCCAGUUGUUCAUGCAUUAGGCGAUGAUUCAGCUUGUAUUGCAUACGUUCUUCUUCUACAAUUUCUCGACCGUAAUGGCCAACCGCAAAGCGUGCGAACAGAAGAAACUCGUGUAUGGCAUAAGAAAGACUCACGUUGGUUAUGUGUGCAUUUUCAUCGUUCGGGUAUGCCUGUUGCCACGGCUAUCAAAGCUUCUUUUCAACCGACGUCAAUGUAA
Adineta ricciae is the source of this 1992-nucleotide messenger RNA. NCBI's taxonomy places the organism in Eukaryota, Metazoa, Rotifera, Eurotatoria, Adinetida, Adinetidae. The record is from the annotation of a GenBank genome assembly.